This is a messenger RNA of Danaus chrysippus (African queen), 714 nucleotides long. NCBI's taxonomy places the organism in Eukaryota, Metazoa, Arthropoda, Insecta, Lepidoptera, Nymphalidae. The record is from the annotation of a GenBank genome assembly.
AUGAUUUAUAUUCUAGUUACUGUGGUAUUGAUUGCUGGUGUAGAUUACAUCUUAUUUCGCUUGCGUAAUCUAGAUGGCAGUGGAGCUCAGACAAGUGAAGACAGCUGUGACCCUCAGGAGUUGAAGGUGUGUGUAGACGGAACACCUCGUACAGCAGUUGGUCUGCCUCGGACCAGGGAAGAACUGGACAAACAUUGUCUUGCAUAUCAGACGGGUAUGUCAUGUAUGGACACGUGGAUUAAGAGAUGUCUACCGACGGAUGGACAGAAGAUCAUUCAACAACAGAUCGGUGGAGCCCGGGCUCUCAUGAGAUAUUUAUGUACCAACGAUACUGCUCUACGGAGAGACUUCCUGAAGGAGCCGUCGUGUUGGUCGCUGGUGUCUUCAGACUGGUCUCAAUGUGUGGAUGAACUACAGCUGGCUGCGAGAGCCAUCUCCGAGAGGUCACAUCAUAUAGUAUAUUUCAACAAGAACAGCGAACUCUGCUGUGCCCGAGACUCGUUCAUGUCGUGCGUGAGUCGCGCCGGCCGCGUGUGUUCGUCGUCGGCGAGUGAUCUCCUGCGUCGUAUGUCGUGGGUGUUAGCUCAGGACGUGGCUGCCUGCAGUCAGCACCCUCGAGCACAUUGUGCUUCUCCUCCUCCUCACACACAACGCAGACAACUCUCACUCAUCACGGCUCUGUCAGGACUAGUGCUCUUUCCGUACGGGUUCUGA